Messenger RNA from Cryphonectria parasitica EP155, 1248 nucleotides. Its product is annotated as FAD/NAD(P)-binding domain-containing protein. The coding region runs from base 1 to 1248 and encodes 415 amino acids. The record is from RefSeq and is a predicted model, not a curated record. NCBI's taxonomy places the organism in Eukaryota, Fungi, Ascomycota, Sordariomycetes, Diaporthales, Cryphonectriaceae. Gene Ontology annotation, molecular function: electron-transferring-flavoprotein dehydrogenase activity; flavin adenine dinucleotide binding. Gene Ontology annotation, cellular component: cytoplasm. The transcript has a single exon.
AUGGACAGUGAGAAGAACAUUGUUAUAUUGGGCGGAUCAUACGGUGGCCUCUCGACCGCUCACUAUCUUCUCAAGCAUGUCUUGCCAAAACUUCCAGACAACGAUUCCUACAAAGUCAUUUUGGUCAGCACAUCAUCUCAGGUCUUUUGUCGCCCUGCUUGUCCUCGUGCCAUGAUAUCCGACGAGGCGUUCUCGCAGGAGAAACUCUUCGUGGACAUCAAGCCCCAAUUCGACCAAUACGGCCAGAAGGGGCUCCGUUUCAUCCACGGGACAGUCACAGAACUAGAUCACAAGCACCGCAAGGUCACCAUCACCACUCACCAUGGCACCUCUGAGGUGAUCAACUUUCACGCAGCAGUCAUAGCGACCGGCUCAUCAUCCACGUCUCCGCUGCUCGGCCUGCAAGGGGACGAGAAGAUGCUUCGCGAGCGCUGGGCUUCCUUGCGAACCAGUCUCUCCACUGCGACAAGCAUCGUGAUCGCCGGUGGAGGACCAGCCGGCGUCGAAGCAGCAGGCGAGCUAGGCGAACACCUCAACGGCCGCGCCGGAUUUCUCGCUGCGCGGCUUCCCAGGCCCAAUGUGAAGAUCACCGUUGUCACCAGCGCACAGGAGCUCCUCCCUGCCCUGCGCCCAUCCCUCGCCGGCAAAGCAGAAUCCCUCCUUGCCAAAGUCGGCGUGACGGUGAUCAAAAACACCCGCGUCAUCUCUGUUACCCCCGAAGGGACAGGUACAGACCCAGCGCUGCUGACCACCCCUGGCACUGUACUUCUGGCAGACGGCCGGUCCCUCGAGGCGGACAUCUAUAUCCCUGCCAUGGGCACGACGCCGAAUACGUCCUUUCUCACGGACAGGUCUCUGCUCUCGCGCGACGGCCGCAUAGAGACCAACUCGGCGACCCUUCGGGUGGACGGGACGGGGCCGGACGGGCGGGUGUAUGCCAUUGGCGAUGCGAGCACCUUUGCGCGUCCUGCGGUGCACACUAUUCUCGCUGCGGUUCCUGUGCUCUGCUCUAAUAUGCAGCGCGAUCUGCUCCGUGCAGCGGGGCAGGCGGUGGGAGGGCAGGAUCGUGUGUAUCGAGAGGACAAGAGGGAGACGCAAUUGGUGCCGAUCGGGAGAACCAAGGGGGUCGGUGCAGCGAUGGGGUGGCAGGUGCCUAGCUUCUUGGUGUGGCUGAUCAAAGGACGGGAUUACUGGCUGUGGACGACGGGAGACUUGUGGAGUGGGAAGCAGUGGUCUAAGGAGUCUUGA